This is a messenger RNA of Nicotiana tabacum (common tobacco), 525 nucleotides long. Its product is annotated as serine/threonine-protein kinase-like protein CCR1. Lineage: Eukaryota; Viridiplantae; Streptophyta; Magnoliopsida; Solanales; Solanaceae. Gene Ontology annotation, biological process: protein phosphorylation. The record is from RefSeq and is a predicted model, not a curated record. Gene Ontology annotation, molecular function: ATP binding; protein tyrosine kinase activity.
AUGACCAAUGGAUGUCUUACACAUCAAGGGCGCAAAAACCCUAACACUGGUUCCCUCUUUAAUGCAAGCCUUUUGAAUGAGCCUGAUUUGAUAAAUCUUUCUUGUACUGAAAAUGCAGAUAAAGUAUGUACUCCUUGCUCUCUUUGCCAGAAUAGCUCUUGUUCGGAUGUUUAUGAACUCAUGCCUCACGGAACGCUUCACGGCCACCUCCACGACGGUCUUUCUCGUCUGAGCUGGAACCUUAGGCUGAAGAUUGCGAUGCAGGCUGCAAAGGGGCUCGAGUACCUUCACAAGGAAGUUUAUUCUCCUAUUGUGCACCGUGAUGUGAAGAGUUCGAACAUUCUCUUGGACGCUGAUUGGGGAGCUUGUAUUGCGGAUUUUGGAUUUCUUACACCUAAUAAGAAGGAUCUUAAUGGAGAUGUGACAACUGAUGUCUAUAACUUUGGGAUCGUGCUGCUAGAGAUUCUUAGUGGAAGAAAAGCUUAUGACCGGGAUUGCACACCUCCAAGUAUUAUUAUCCGUUAA